Molecule: messenger RNA, 2234 nt
Organism: Dipodomys ordii (Ord's kangaroo rat)
Lineage: Eukaryota; Metazoa; Chordata; Mammalia; Rodentia; Heteromyidae
Gene: Shkbp1
Product: SH3KBP1 binding protein 1
Exons: 18
Coding region: 56-2170 (704 amino acids)
Biological process (GO): protein homooligomerization
Molecular function (GO): protein binding
Source: RefSeq, a predicted model, not a curated record
AUUUGAGUGUACACCCGGAAGUGAGUGCAAGCUGGCCGGCUCACCCCCAGGGGCCAUGGCGGCGGCUGAAACGGCGGCCGAGGGGGUCCUGGGUCGCGGCCCUCCCGGGGAAGUGAUUCAUCUGAACGUAGGAGGCAAGAGAUUCAGUACCUCCCGCCAAACGCUCACCUGGAUCCCAGACUCCUUCUUUUCCAGUCUUCUGAGCGGACGCAUCUCGACUCUGAAAGAUGAGACUGGGGCUAUCUUCAUCGACAGGGACCCCACCGUCUUUGCCCCCAUCCUCAACUUCCUACGCACCAAAGAAUUGGACCCCAGGGGUGUCCACGGUUCCAGUCUCCUUCAUGAAGCCCAGUUCUAUGGGCUCACUCCACUAGUUCGUCGUCUACAGCUGAGGGAGGAGUUGGAUCGAUCUUCCUGUGGAAAUGUCCUCUUCAAUGGUUAUCUACCUCCACCAGUGUUCCCAGUGAAGCGCCGAAACCGACAUAGCCUGGUGGGGCCCCAGCAGGGUGGGGUACGCCCAGCCCCUGUACGUCGAAGCAACACAAUGCCCCCCAAUCUGGGAAAUGCAGGGCUGCUGGGUCGAAUGCUGGAUGAGCGAGGCCCUUCUCCACCAUCAGGACAACCGGAGGAACCUGGGAUGGUGCGAUUGGUGUGCGGUCACCACAACUGGAUUGCUGUGGCCUAUGCCCAGUUUCUUGUCUGCUAUAGGCUGAAGGAAGCCUCUGGCUGGCAGCUGGUAUUUUCUAGUCCCCGCCUAGACUGGCCCAUCGAACGCUUGGCACUAACGGCCCGUGUACCUGGUGGAGCACUGGGGGAGCAUGACAAGAUGGUGGCCGUGGCCACAGGCAACGAGAUCCUGCUGUGGGCUCUGCAGGCGGAAGGCGGAGGCUCUGAGAUAGGAGUCUUCCAUCUGGGUGUGCCUGUGGAGGCCUUGUUCUUCGUGGGGAACCAACUCAUCGCCACAAGCCACACGGGGCGCAUUGGGGUGUGGAAUGCUGUCACCAAGCACUGGCAGGUCCAAGAGGUGCAGCCAAUUACCAGCUAUGAUGCAGCUGGCUCUUUCCUCCUCCUGGGCUGCAGCAAUGGCUCCAUCUACUAUGUGGAUGUACAGAAGUUUCCGCUACGCAUGAAGGACAAUGACCUCCUUGUCAGCGAACUCUACCGGGACCCUGCGGAGGAUGGGGUCACCGCCCUCAGUGUCUACCUCACCCCCAAGACCAGUGACAGUGGGAACUGGAUUGAGAUUGCCUAUGGCACCAGUUCGGGGGGUGUACGAGUCAUUGUGCAGCACCCUGAGACCGUGGGCUCGGGGCCCCAGCUCUUCCAGACCUUCACUGUGCAUCGUAGCCCUGUCAUCAAGAUCAUGCUGUCUGAGAAGCACCUCAUUUCAGUCUGUGCUGACAACAACCACGUGCGGACGUGGUCUGUGACCCGCUUCCGUGGCAUGAUCUCCACACAGCCAGGCUCCACGCCCCUGGCAUCCUUCAAGAUCCUAGCUCUGGAGUCAGCUGAUGGGCAUGGAGGCUGCAGUGCUGGCAAUGACAUUGGCCCCUAUGGUGAGCGAGAUGACCAGCAGGUGUUCAUUCAGAAGGUGGUGCCCAGUGCCAGCCAGCUCUUCGUGCGUCUUUCAGCCACUGGGCAGCGGGUGUGCUCCGUGCGCUCCGUGGAUGGCUCCGCCACGACCGCCUUCACCGUGCUGGAGUGCGAGGGAUCCCGGCGACUGGGCUCCAGACCCCGGCGUUACCUGCUCACUGGGCAGGCUAAUGGCAGCCUGGCCAUGUGGGAUCUGACCACAGCCAUGGAUGGCCUUGGCCAGGCACCUGCAGGUGGUCUGACGGAGGAAGAGUUAAUGGGACAGUUGGAGCAGUGUGAGCUGGCCCCGCUGGCUUCCUCCCGGGCCUCCCUCCCCAGCCCCUCACCCCGGACCUCACUUACCAGUCUCCACUCAGCCUCCAGCAACACCUCACUGUGUGGCCGCCAUGGGAGCCCCAGCCCCCCACAAGCAGAGAUCCGGCGCCGAGGGGGAGGCAGCUUUGUGGAAAGAUGCCAGGAACUGGUACGGAGCGUGCCAGAGCCCCGGCGGCCACCCACACCAGCCCCUCGGCCCUCGGCGGGUCUUGGGACACCCCUUGCAUCUCCCAAGAAGAAACUCAACGAAACUUCCUUUUAAACCCAGCUUGCCAAGGUGCCUUUGGAUACUCUGCUCCCAGGGGACUCAGGUGCCCCCCCCCCCC